Salvelinus sp. IW2-2015 is the source of this 3247-nucleotide messenger RNA. RefSeq names its product DEAD (Asp-Glu-Ala-Asp) box polypeptide 31 (gene ddx31). Gene Ontology annotation, molecular function: ATP binding; RNA helicase activity; nucleic acid binding. Gene Ontology annotation, cellular component: nucleus. The record is from RefSeq and is a predicted model, not a curated record. Lineage: Eukaryota; Metazoa; Chordata; Actinopteri; Salmoniformes; Salmonidae. Gene Ontology annotation, biological process: ribosome biogenesis.
GCGCAAGGAAGUGACGUUGGAAAGGGAAGGUACCCAAAUCCAGGACAUCCAUGCUUGAUCGAAAAACAACAAAAACGUUUUUUUUUGGACUUAUUGUGGGUAAUUUGAAAUUCAGUCGACUAAUUGCAGCACUAGAUUAUUUGUGAGACCAACGUGGAGGGGGAAGACUGCUGACUUUCAGGGUAACAGUACACGUUUUCAGUGUCUAUCUAGUUAUAUCAAUAGCUAGCUAGCUAAGUUAGCUAACUGCACACACGUGUGAAUCGGUGCCUCAGAUCAUAGCACUAGACUGGUAAAGGGACGUGUAUCGCAGCCUACCAGUCACCAUGGCAGAGGAUACGUUGAUGUUGAACCUCUCGUCUAACUCUGCUCCAGCAUUUCACUCGAAGAGUUAUCGGAGACCAACGUCUCAGGAGAAAUGGGCUUUGAAAAAAGCACAGAAACGAAAAUACUCAGGAAUACAGGAAGGGUUACCUAAUAAACAAGGGUUCAAUGGGCCUAAGACCAAGGACCAACAGCCCCCUGAGGACAAGGAAGAAGAGGAUGUACCAACCCAUAAAAGCCCUGUCCGAAAGCCAGCACCAAAGGUUGCAGCCAAAGCCUUGUCCCCUGAGACCCCAAAACCUGCCCAGAGAUUCAAAGCCCAGCCAAAAAUGACUCCAAAAAGUAAACAUGUAGGGGAACACAAAGGAGGAGAGGACAGUGUGUUCAUAAAGACUUCGUCCCUCUUUAGAAAUAACCCAGAUAUCCCAGAAGUUCACAGGCCUGCUGUGACCCAGCUGAAGGAGAAAGUCUUCACCAGCGACUCAUUUGCAGAGCUGGACCUUCACCCCCACCUGGUGGCGACGCUGACCAAAGUGCUGAAUGUGACCACUAUGACCAGUGUCCAGAAAGAGACCAUUCCUGUCCUCUUGUCUGGUCAAGACGCUGUCGUGCGCUCUCAAACAGGAUCGGGUAAAACUCUUGCCUACGGGAUACCGCUUGUUCAGUCUUUACAAGCAGUGGAACCAAAAAUUAAGAGAGGGGAUGGGCCUCUUGCUGUCAUUGUGGUCCCCACCAGAGAGCUGGCCCAGCAGAGCUUUCAGAUCUUCCAGAAGCUCCUCAAGCCUUUCACGUGGAUCGUGCCUGGAGUCCUGAUGGGGGGAGAGAAGAGGAAGGCAGAGAAAGCCAGGCUGCGUAAAGGGAUUAACAUUCUGAUCACCACGCCGGGCCGACUGGUGGACCACAUCAAGAACACUCUGAGCAUAGCCUUCAGCGCUGUCCGGUGGCUUAUCCUGGACGAGGCUGACCGGAUUCUGGACCUGGGCUUUGAGAAGGACCUGACAGUGAUCCUCAAUUCCUUGAAUGCCACUGGACCUCCCAGGCAGAACGUGCUCCUGUCUGCUACUCUCACAGAUGGCUUAUCCCGGUUAGCUGGGAUCAGCAUGAAGGAGCCGGUCAGCAUCCAGGUGGGAGAGAACUCGGAGGGGAUCAACGAUCUAACUCCGGACCCCACAACAGCCCAGGGCAAAUCGGACCGCUUUGCUGUACCCGAAAGGCUGCAGCAGCACAUGGUGGUGGUUCCCAGCAAACUAAGGCUGGUCUGCCUGGCAGCCUUCAUCCUGUCCAAGUGCAAGUUUGAGAAGGGUCACAAGAUAAUUGUGUUUGUGUCGAGUUGUGAGGCAGUGGAGUUCCUGCUGAUCCUUUUCAACUCCGUGCUCUCUGGGCCAAAAGCCAAACAGCAGCCUCCGCUCAGCUUCUUCCGUCUCCACGGCAACAUGAAGCAGGAGGAAAGGACAGAUGUUUUCCAAGAGUUCUCUCUCUGCAAGACUGGAAUUCUGCUCUGUACGGAUGUUGCAGCACGUGGACUUGACAUGCCUCAGGUGACAUGGAUUGUACAGUACAACCCUCCAACCACUCCAGCAGAGUACGUGCACCGCGUCGGGCGAACUGCCCGUAUAGGAGCUAAGGGAAGCAGCCUUCUCUUUCUCACCCCUGCUGAAAUGUCCUAUGUCACUUCCCUGGCAAAUCACAAUAUCAGCCUGUCCGAGAUGAAGAUGGAGUUGAUUCUGUCAACGCUAAUGCUGGACGACCGCUUCAAAGUCAGGGGAAAGUAUGACGGCAAGAAGUCUUCCGGGGCUCUGGAGCAGGAGGUGCAGGAAAGAGCAACUGUCCUACAGACGGAGUUUGAGAACGUUGUCCAUAACGAUAAUGACUCUGUCCAAGCAGCAAAGAGAGCCUUGCAGUCGUUCCUACGGGCGUACACUGCCUACCCGUCCAACAUGAAGCACAUCUUCCAUAUCAAAGCCCUGCACCUGGGCCACGCCGCCAAGAGCUUCGGCCUGAGGGACGCCCCACAGGGCCUGGUCACCGCCGCUGCCAAGGGCUCCAACAAAGACAAGGGACAGGCCAAGAACAAGAGACCUCUCAAGAAGUUUAGCGCUGAAGAGCGGGUGGCCAGUCUCACGCGCUCCGAAUACGCCAGCGGGAUUGAUGGAGAAUCCGCAGCCAAAAAGAAGAAGAACAAGAAGAAAAGCCAAGCCAAUGGAGAGGAGGACGGAGUGGAAUAGAAGUCAGGGGCUGGAAGGUUAUCCCCGCUCACACAGGACAGCUCUCCUAACUCCUAAACCAAUCUCCUGUCCCUAGCAGCUAUAGUCUAGACAUGUUUGUGAUGGCCCCUCAUAGAUCUAAACCGAUCAAAUUAUAGUUGAAAAGGUAAUAACUCCACCUAGMCCUUUUUUUAGAUUAGGUGGAGUAUCUGUCACUUGAUAUUCAUUACGCCCAGUAUCUUCUCAUCUAAAAUGGUGCACCUAGAACGGGUGAAGGGGUUCUAGGGGUUGAUUUGUGAUUGUGCUGGUUGUGUAGCUUAAGGAUGGGUGAAUUCCAUCCUUACCAUAACCGUUUAACCCUCUACCUUUGCACAAUCACUGUGUGUCUGUACAGAAUUGAUCCCAGAGCAGUGCUUGACACAACACCCACAAGUAUGGGGCACCAGAAGUUGACGUAGUGAGUAUAGUGUUUUUCUUUAGCAGUUCAGAACAGACUGACACAGUCUCAGGUUGUGUGUAUUAUUUUAUAAUGAAUUGUAUGGUGAGCCACGCACCAUGGUCUAUCACGUCAACACAAGUUAAGUAUGUCACUGUUUCAUGAAAAGAGUAUGGUUGUUCUCCAGAAUGUCAGAAUUGUAUUUUCAGCUACUGCAUCGAUAGGAAUUUUGGUAUACAUCUGUGUGGACACGACUUUAAAUGAACAUUUUCAAUUUUGAAAA